This is a messenger RNA of Camelina sativa (false flax), 1235 nucleotides long. Lineage: Eukaryota; Viridiplantae; Streptophyta; Magnoliopsida; Brassicales; Brassicaceae. The record is from RefSeq and is a predicted model, not a curated record.
UGAAACUCGAUCUCUUCGUCUGCUCACUGCGAUAACAACAAAUUCUUUCAGUUUUCAAAUCUCUGAUUUGUUUUCCGAAAAAUCAGACAUCAUUGAUGCAAGUGAAGCAAUCCGUUGAUGCUGGAUUAGGAGAGAAACCAGUUGAGAUUUAAGAUAGAGAAAAUAAUAUGUCUUUUUGGUGCUUUGACUACUAACGUGGAUAUAUGCAACCUACUGCUAUCAAAAACAAUUCGACCAUGGAGGCCUUACCUUAUAAUCUCCUCGACCAGAUUCUCUUCAGAUUGGAUCCGAAAUCUCUGGCAAUGAUGCAAUGCACGGGUCGAUAUAUCAACUCUUACAUAUCCGAUGAUAUCUUCAGAUCCGAAUACAUGUCUCGUGUCGGAACCGGUUUGCUUCACAUCUCUAGCAUUGGCUCAACCCUCCUCUUCUGCUACCCUUUUCGCGGUUCUAUGUUAUUCCGCAACCAAGAUCCCUUAGAUGUCAAGACUCGGGUUCUCUCAAUUUGUUCUGGCCUCCUCCUACUCUUAAUGGAUGGUCUCUGUGUCAUCAACCCGCUCACAAAGAGCGCAAGCAAACUAAUGGCGGAUAAGAAACCGCUUUACUUGGACGGAUCUCUUCACUGGCUCAGAAAUGACGGAAGCAUUUUAGCUUUCAAUCCAGAAACAGAGCAAGCACGGCUGAUUCCAAUAAGAUUUCCCCAAGAACUGAGCGUGAAAACAUUGUUUGCCGCCGCCGAUAACAAACUGACACUGAUAUGGCCGACGAAGGAAGUAAUUUACGUUUACUCCCUCGAGAAUAUUCUCACCGAUCCCAAGUGGGUUCUAGUGAGGCGGAUGAGGAACGUAAUGGCGGAGGCAAAGAGACUCAUUUUCUGGGACGUUGUGGCAUACGACGGAAAGGUUUUAAUGUUGAGGGAGAAGAAUCAGGAUUUCUUUGACGGAGUGGUUCAUCGGUACGACUUGAGAGCUAGUGAGUGGGGAGUAAUGGGUUACAUUCCAUUGUGGUGCUGUACAAACAUGGACUUUUAUCUGUAUACACCGUCGGUCUAUCCAUAUGUGGUUGGAUUGGAUGAGAAGCUGAAGCCUUGUGAUGGUUACAACCGCAUCUCCUCUCUAAGCUCGAUUAUGGGAUUGGUUGUUGGAAUCUCAUCGGAGAAAGUGGAAACGCAACUUAGGAAAAGAUCGAUUGAAGAGGAAGAAACUAAACUAAUGUUAAAGAAGCAACGAAAUUACUAA